AUGCUGCUGCUGUGGGUGGGUUUGAGUGGGCGUGGUGGGAGUAUCUUGUUAACCAAAAGCUACACUAGAACGAAUGAAAAGGAUAGGAAUGGCGCCGUGGCCGAGAAAGGAGAUGAAAUGGUAAAGUUGGCCGAGCAACGGGAACACAAAAGGACACAAAAAGAGGAAGCAGAAAAAGGAGGCCAAGGCGAAAGCAUUGGGACGCCGGGACGCGUUGUGCAGGAAAGAGGAGCCGUUCAUGCACGGCCAGCACGCAGCGAGAUGGCUGUGGAGAGGGCAGGUACGACCGCGACGAACAAUGGUGGCCUGGCCGAAGCGGUUAAGGAAGGAAGGAGCUGA
Molecule: messenger RNA, 339 nt
Organism: Sporothrix schenckii 1099-18
Lineage: Eukaryota; Fungi; Ascomycota; Sordariomycetes; Ophiostomatales; Ophiostomataceae
Exons: 2
Coding region: 1-339 (112 amino acids)
Source: RefSeq, a predicted model, not a curated record